UGCCGGGAAGUGAAGCAACGAACAGUGGGAAGGAAGGAAAGAGAGCAGAGCAGACUUUGAGCAGGAGUGAAGCAAUGAAUACCACUAAAGUUGCGGUGGUGGGAAGCGGAAUUUCAGGAGCAGUGUCAUCAACUCUCGCCAGAAAUGGAGUGUCUGUAACUUUGUUCGAGUCUGCCAGAGGCCCCGGCGGCCGCAUGUCUCAAAGAAGAGAAGUUGUUGAAGAUGAGAAGGAGCUAUUGUUUGACCAUGGUGCUCCAUUUUUCAAUGCCAACAAAACCGAGGUUCUCGGUCUUGUUCAUGAAUGGGAAUCAAAGGGUCUUGUUGCUUGCUGGAAAGAGAAAUUUGGCUUCUUUGAUUGCAUUUCCAACAAAUUUUUUGAUCUCGAACAGGAAGGAUUAAUAAGUAAGAGAUAUGUGGGUAUCCCAGGCAUGAAUUCUAUAUGCAGAGCAUUAAGCCAGGAGCCCGGAGUGGAAAGUAAGUUUGGGGCGAGUGUUGGGAAAUUGGAGUGGCUAGAGGAUGAAAAUUUGUGGUCAUUGAUAGGUUUAGAUGGGCAAAAUCUUGGCCAGUUUAAGGGAGUGGUUGCAACAGACAAAAACCUAGUUUCGCCCAGGUUUACAAGUGUUACAGGAAGACAACCACCUCUUGAUUUAAAUUUAAUUCCAGAGUUGGCGGUUAAGUUAAAUGAUAUUCCUGUCCAUCCAUGCUUUGCUCUCAUGAUAGCAUUUUCAGAGCCUGUGUCAUCAAUACCCUUCAAAGGUUUCUCAAUAAAAGGUUCUGAAGUCUUAAGCUGGGCUCAUUGCGACAGCAGCAAGCCUGGCCGUUCUGCCUCUAGCGAGCGAUGGGUUUUGCAUUCAACAAUGGAGUAUGCUCAGAGUGUAAUUGCUCAAACUGGACUUCAGAAACUUUCGAAUGCAACAUUGACAAAAGUGGCUGAAGAACUAUUCCAAGAAUUUCAAAGCAUGGGACUUAAUAUUCCACACCCCUUUUUCAAGAAAGCUCAUAGAUGGGGAAGUGCUUUUCCAGCCGCAAGCGUAGCCAGAGACCAGAAAUGCCUUUGGGAUAAAAACAAGAGGCUUGCCAUCUGUGGAGAUUUCUGUGUUAGUCCUAAUGUUGAAGGUGCUAUAGCUAGCGGAAUAGCUGCUGCUUCAAAACUCACAGAGAUCCUCAGCUGCUUAUGAUAAUUAUCAUUAGUGUUAUUAUUUUAACCAGUAAUUUGCUUUCUUUUCUUCUGUAUUUGGUUCUUAGUACUGAAGUCUGUAACAACUUGGCUCGACUCUACUAAGAAAAUAAUCUCAAAUUUAUAAGCAAAUGUGUUGUUCAUUAUUCACUAUCAAUUAUGAUGUUAUAAACCAUAUAUGAAGAAAUUCCAUUUCAUUUCAAGUUC
Molecule: messenger RNA, 1384 nt
Organism: Pyrus x bretschneideri (Chinese white pear)
Lineage: Eukaryota; Viridiplantae; Streptophyta; Magnoliopsida; Rosales; Rosaceae
Product: renalase
Molecular function (GO): oxidoreductase activity
Source: RefSeq, a predicted model, not a curated record